Messenger RNA from Tilletiopsis washingtonensis, 2312 nucleotides. Its product is annotated as glycoside hydrolase family 13 protein. The record is from RefSeq and is a predicted model, not a curated record. Gene Ontology annotation, biological process: glycogen biosynthetic process. The transcript has 11 exons. The coding region runs from base 60 to 2153 and encodes 697 amino acids. Gene Ontology annotation, molecular function: cation binding; 1,4-alpha-glucan branching enzyme activity; hydrolase activity, hydrolyzing O-glycosyl compounds. Gene Ontology annotation, cellular component: cytoplasm. Lineage: Eukaryota; Fungi; Basidiomycota; Exobasidiomycetes; Entylomatales.
CUGCCUGCCAGCAGCGACGCACUCCUCACCCCUCACCACCAUCCCCACACUCUCAAACCAUGGCUGCACCAUCCACCGCCGCCGCACCCGCUGCGCCGCCGCCGCCCGACUUCAGCAAGGCGACCGACGGCACGCGCGUCAUUGCCAUCGACCCGUGGCUCGAGCCCUUUGCGCCGGCGCUGCGCCAGCGCUACGCCCUCUACAAGAAGUGGCGCGACACCAUCGAGCAGACCGAGGGCGGCCUGGCGCAGUUCGCACGCGGCCACGAGCGUCUCGGCUUCCACGUCGACGAGCGCUCGCAGGCCGUCGUGUACCGCGAGUGGGCGCCCGGCGCGACCAGCGCCGCGCUCAUCGGCGACUUCAACGGCUGGAGCCGCGAAGCGCACGCGAUGCGCAAGAACGAGUUCGGCGUCUGGGAGAUCACCAUCCCCGCCGCCGACGGCAAGUGCGCCAUUGCGCACGGCAGCAAGCUCAAGAUCAGCAUGACGACGCCGAGCGGCGAGCGCAUCGAGCGCCUGCCGGCGUGGAUCAAGCGCGUCACACAGGACCUCUCCGUGUCGCCGGUCUACGAUGCAAUUUUCUGGAACCCGCCGGCAUCGGAGCGGUAUGAGAUGAAGCACCCGCGCCCGCCGAAGCCGACUGACCUCAAGGUGUACGAGGCGCACGUCGGCAUUGCGACGCCCGAGCCGCGCGUCGGCAGCUACCCGGAAUUCACGCGCAAUGUGCUGCCGCGCAUCAAGGACCUCGGCUACAACACGAUCCAACUGAUGGCGAUUCAGGAGCACGCAUACUACGCCUCGUUCGGCUACCAGGUGACCAACUUCUUUGCCGCCAGCAGCCGCUACGGUACGCCGGAGCAGCUGCGCGAGCUCAUCGACACGGCGCACUCGCUCGGCAUCACGGUGCUGCUCGACAUUGUGCACUCGCACGCGUGCAAGAACACGCUUGACGGCCUCAACAUGUUCGACGGCAGCGACCAUCUCUACUUCCACGAGGGCGCAAAGGGCCGCCAUGAGCUGUGGGACUCGCGCCUCUUCAACUACGGCAGCCACGAGGUGCUGCGCUUCCUGCUCAGCAACUGCCGCUACUGGCUCGAGGAGGGCUUUGACGGCUUCCGCUUCGACGGCGUCACGAGCAUGAUCUACACGCACCACGGCAUCGGCACGGGCUUCUCGGGCGGCUACCACGAAUACUUUGGCCCGUCGGUCGACGCCGAGGGCGUGGCGUACCUCAUGCUGGCCAACGAGAUGAUCCGGCAGGUGCUGCCGGACGCCAUCACGAUUGCCGAGGACGUGAGCGGCAUGCCCGCGCUGUGCCGGCCCGUCGAGGAGGGCGGCAUGGGCUUCGACUACCGCCUCAGCAUGGCUGUGCCUGAUAUGUGGAUCAAGCUGCUCAAGGAGACGCAGGACGAGGACUGGGACCUGGCAAACAUCUGCCACACCCUCACGAACCGCCGCCACAUGGAGAAGAGCAUUGCAUACGCAGAGUCGCACGACCAGGCGCUGGUCGGCGACAAGACGCUGGCGUUCUGGCUCAUGGACAAGGAGAUGUACACCAACAUGUCCGACCUGUCUGAGCGGACGCCGAUUGUCGACCGCGGCCUGGCGCUGCACAAGAUGAUCCGCUUCCUCACGCACGCCCUCGGCGGCGAGGGCUGGCUCUCGUUCAUCGGCAACGAGCACGGCGAGCCGGAGUGGCUCGACUUCCCGCGCGAGGGCAACGGCAACAGCUUCGCCCACGCGCUGCGCCGCUUCGACCUCUCCGACGACCCGCUGCUGCGCUACCGCUACCUCAAGGCCUUCGACAAGGGCAUGAACUGGCUGGAGGACCAGUACAAGUGGCUGGCGUCGCCGCAGGCCUACGUCUCGCUCAAGCACGAGAGCGACCGCGUUAUUGCCUUUGAGCGCGCCGGGCUCAUCUUCAUCUUCAACCUCCACCCGACCAACUCGUACACGGACUACCGCAUCGGCGCCGAUGUGCCGGGCGAGUACGUCAUUGGCCUGGACAGCGACGCGGCCGAGUUCGGCGGCCACGCGCGCAUCGACCACGCCAAGAGCCGCUUCUUCACGACGCCGAUGGGCUGGAACGGCCGCGCCAACUUCAUCCAGGUCUACCUGCCCUCGCGCACGUGCCUCGCGCUGCGUCUCGCCUAGACGGGCGGACGGACCCUCACGUCCUCUGUCCCAAGGUUGCUCUCGGUCACUGUGCUCCCAUACACUCCGUCAUGUCUUCCGCUCUUCCAGCUGCCGCGGUCUCUCGUCAUCUACCCAUGCCCCUCUUCAGAAAUGAUACGCUCCGUGCCAUGACCAGCA